AUGCAAUUUAUGGAUGUAUACGGAAAAUAUGAAGACUUGGAAUUUGUUGACACCUUUAACAUUAUACAUCCUGCCGAUGAUGUUGAGGCAAAGUGGAAAUUACAAGAUCUAUUUAAAGAUUCUCUUGGGUAA
Messenger RNA from Entrophospora sp. SA101, 132 nucleotides. Lineage: Eukaryota; Fungi; Glomeromycota; Glomeromycetes; Entrophosporales; Entrophosporaceae. The record is from the annotation of a GenBank genome assembly.